AUGGCGUCCAACCCCCCUGGUGCUUGCUGCUUCACUGGCUUCAGGCACGAAGGUACCCCUGAAGGAGAGAUCAAGUCUAUCGGCAAUGUCCGCGCCUAUUUCUCAUACCCGAAGGACAACAAGACGCCUGACAAGGCGGUCUUCAUCAUCACCGACGUCUUUGGUCUCUACAACAACAGCAAGCUGCUCGCCGAUGACUUCGCCUCCAACGGGUACCUGACCGUCGUUCCUGACCUCUUUGACGGCGAUCAGCUGCCCCUCGACGCUCUCGAGACCGGAAAGGUCAACAUUCAGGAGUGGCUUGGCAAGCAUGGCACUGACAAGGUUGACCCUAUCAUCGAGGCUACGAUCAAACACCUGAGGGAGGACUUGGGUAUUAAGAAGAUUGGCGCGGCUGGAUACUGCUUCGGUGGCAAGUAUGUUGUCCGUUUCCUGAAGGACGGGAAACUCGACGCUGGUUACUCCGCUCACCCCUCUUUCAUUACGAAAGAGGAGCUUACCGCCAUUGAGAAGCCUUUCUCCAUCGCUGCCGCAGAGACCGACAGCAUUUUCACCCGUGAGCUCCGUCACGAGUCUGAGGACAUCCUGAUCAAGGCCCGUCAGCCGUAUCAGAUCAACCUCUUCAGUGGCGUUGUGCACGGAUUCGCCGUCCGCGCGGACCUGAGCAAGCCGGAGAACAAGUUCGCCAAGGAGCAGGCCUUCCUGCAGGCUGUGGCCUGGUUCAACUUCCACCUGUGA
Molecule: messenger RNA, 738 nt
Organism: Rasamsonia emersonii CBS 393.64
Lineage: Eukaryota; Fungi; Ascomycota; Eurotiomycetes; Eurotiales; Trichocomaceae
Exons: 4
Coding region: 1-738 (245 amino acids)
Molecular function (GO): hydrolase activity
Source: RefSeq, a predicted model, not a curated record